Molecule: messenger RNA, 1375 nt
Organism: Brassica oleracea var. oleracea
Lineage: Eukaryota; Viridiplantae; Streptophyta; Magnoliopsida; Brassicales; Brassicaceae
Product: tubby-like F-box protein 7
Exons: 4
Coding region: 82-1230 (382 amino acids)
Source: RefSeq, a predicted model, not a curated record
CCCCAAAAAUAAACACAUCUCUCCACUUUCUCUCUCUACCCUCAUCUCUAUUUCCAGAUCGAACUCGCCUCUCCCCCACAAAUGCCUUUGUCACGUUCCCUCCUUUCGCGGAGGUUCUCGAUUUCCUUCAGAGACCAAGGAGGGAAGACGGCCCCCGAAGCCGAUUCUCACCAACCACCGCCACCGACGACGAAGAUGAUGCUUCCUCCGCCGGCCGCGGGGUCGUCGUGGUCGGCGAUGCUCCCUGAGCUGCUGGGGGAAAUCAUACGCCGCGUGGAGGGCAGCGAGGACCAAUGGCCCCAUCGCCGCGACGUGGUGAGUUGCGCCUGCGUGUCGAAGAAGUGGAGGGAGAUCGCGCAGGAGAUGGUUAGAUCUCCGGUUAACUCCGGCAAAAUCACUUUCCCUUCUUGCCUCAAAUUGCCAGGUCCAAGAGAGUUUUCAAAUCAGUGCCUGAUAAAGAGGAACAAGAAGACAUCAACCUUUUACUUGUACCUCGCCCUCACACCAUCAUUCACUGAUAAGGGCAAGUUUCUUCUGGCGGCACGAAGGUUCAGGACCGGAGCUUACACUGAGUACAUUAUAUCACUCGACGCUGAUGACUUCUCACAAGGAAGUAAUGCCUACGUUGGUAAACUAAGAUCGGAUUUUCUUGGGACCAACUUUACUGUAUACGAUAGCCAACCACCACACAACGGAGCAAAGCCUUCAAACGGCAAAGCCAGCCGCAGAUUCGCAUCAAAGCAGAUAAGCCCACAAGUUCCAGCAGGCAACUUUGAAGUGGGCCACGUCUCAUAUAAAUUCAACCUAUUGAAAUCAAGAGGUCCAAGAAGAAUGAUAAGCACACUCCGUUGCCCAUCCUCAUCACCACCACCACCAUCCGCUGACCAAAACCCAUGUGGUGUUGUCACCAAGAUGAUGAAGAAACCCAACAAAGACGGUUCAGGGUUGACGAUACUAAAGAACAAAGCCCCGAGAUGGCACGAGCACUUACAAUGCUGGUGUCUGAACUUCCAUGGGAGAGUGACCGUUGCUUCGGUUAAGAACUUCCAGCUGGCUGCGACCGUCGACCAGAGUCAACCGGGCGGUAAAGGGGAUGAAGAGACGGUGCUGCUUCAGUUUGGUAAAGUUGGAGAUGACACGUUCACCAUGGAUUAUAGACAGCCUCUGUCUGCUUUUCAGGCGUUUGCUAUCUGUCUCACAAGUUUCGGCACUAAACUUGCCUGCGAGUGAAAGAAAAGUGUAAUGUUUUGAUGUAAAAUCAUGUGUUAAAAAGGUUUGUGGAAGGAGAAGCACAUAAUAAUAUCUAAGUAUGAAAACAAAAUUGUAAUUUUAAUGACCCAAAGUCAAUAUGUAUUUGUGUGUAUUUUCUUAAAUU